AAAAUACAAAGAAGAAAGGAAAUAAUAGAAAAGAAGAAAAUGCGGCCAACCACGGGGAAAGCUCAAGGCACAAACAACAACGACAGCAACAACAACAAGGAGGAAACUCAUCGCGUAUACCCGCCAUCGUGAAGGACUGCACGUUCACCGAAGCGGGCCAUUUCCACCGCAGUCUUCAAAUCAAAUACCAGAUGGGGGUUGCUUCAGACACUGGAAUGGAAAAAGGAGAAGAAACAGUGGUUGUAGUGACAGAUGAGACAGAGGAGAGAAAAGAAGAAGAUGGAGGGGAAGAAGAGAAAAAGAAAGAAGCAGGGGAAGAAUCGUCUGAGAAAGAGGUGAAGAUUUCGAGAUUACAAGCUUCAAAUCCAGUUCCUCCCAUCCAAAUCCAAACUCCCUCUCCUGCCCAAACCAGAACCCUCUUCUCCGAACCUCCUCUCCAAACCCCACAGCAACAACCCUCAUUGGCUUCUUUGAAUUCAACAGAGUACACCAACCGCAUAUCUCUCUUCCUCUUCCUCUUCCACAUGACCAUCGCGAUCACAGCCGUCUGUUUCCUCAUCUUCAAAGCAAUUCAAGGCCUUCUACGCAAUGGCAGUACACAGACGAAGGAGAAGGAAGUGCUGGAAUUUUGGUUGCCUCAGAUAGAAGGGUCCGCCAUCAUAAGCAUAAUCCUUGCUUGGGCAUGGCAGAAGGCCUUUCGGGAGUGGCCCGAAAUCAUGGUCCGCAUCAUACUCUGGAGCAGCUUUGUAUUUUCACUCUCUGCUGGGAUCCUCCUCCUCUGCUUCUCCAUGGCCCCCACUGAUGGAGUCGGUGUGGCCCUCAUCGCCUUCGCGGUCGGCAAUGGCCUCUAUGCUUGCUGGGUCACACAGCGGAUCCACUUCACUGCCAAAGUCAUAUCAGUAUCACUCAAACCUGUCGCCAAAUUCUCCGAUCUCAAUCAACCCACUUUCUGGAUGCUUGGGGUGGGGUUUAUGUGGAUGUCAUUGUGGAACUUUGCAGUGAUCGGGGCCCUUAAUUUCUAUGUCCCGCCGUUGAUCAUCAUCGGUUUAUUGCUCAGCCUGGCUUGGGUGACUGAGGUGAUGAGGAAUGUUGUGAAUCUGACGGUUUGUCGGGUGGUUUCUCUCUAUUACCUGAGGGGAAUGCAAGCGGAGACACAGUUCUGUUUUCAGCGGGCCAUGUCUCAGAAUCUUGGGAGCGCUUGUCUUGGGUCAUUGUUCGUUCCAGCGAUCGAAGCUCUGAGGAUCGUUGCGAGGGUGCUGAAUUUGCUCAAGGGAGAGGAUGAAUUCAUGUUUUCCUGCGCUCAUUGCUGCCUGAAAGUGAUGGAGGCGAUCUUCCGCUACGGCAAUGGCUGGGCAUUCGUUCAUAUAGCGGCGUAUGGGAGGGGGUUCGUGACCGCAUCUCAGAGCACAUGGGCACUUUUUGAGAGGACUAGAAUGGAACCAUUGGUCGAUGCAGACAUCACGAGCUCGAUAUGCUUCCUAACAGGCACGGCGAGUGGCUCGAUUUGUGUCAUUUUUGCUGCUGCUUGGACCUACUCAGAGCACAAAAGCUACACGGCCACUGUUUCCAUGCUCGCCUUCUUCAUCGGCUACCUCAUGACGCGGAUCGGCAUGGCUCUCCCACAUUCGUGCGUGAGCUGUUACUACGUAUGCUAUGCUGAGAAUGCAGGAAACCGCCGCCUCUUUGACGACACCAUCCCCCGCCAGCUUGACGCGAUACAAUCUAGCCGAGACGGUGGCAUGCCCACCCCUCGAUUACCCAGGCGCUUCACAACAUAAGGCUCAUUCCAGUCUAUCCAUCCCAGCACGGGCCAUGGCCCAUGGCCUACCUAUCAGUUUCAAUCAACAGGCAUUCAAUUAUACAUGAACCAAAGUUGUCUACCAGCGCGGUUCUGAUCGAGAUGGAUCGAUGACGUUUGAACUGUCUACUGUGCAAGUUGUGUUACUCUCCACAAUGGAUGGACUAGGCAAGGACUGAUCGAUCGCCAUUGAUGGAUAUCAUGGCCCAUUGAAAGAACGGCAUGCGAUCUACUGGCGGGUAGAAAGAUGGAUGAUUGAAGGAGAGAAUGCAAAGAAGGAAAAUGGACAGCUUUUGGGAUGUGAUUUGUUGUAUUGGUGGUGGACAGAUGAUGCUGGUGGUCCAUGGUGGUAAUGAUGAUGAUGAUGAUGUUGAUAUUGACCACAUGAUCGUUGGAUCCUUUAUUGGGUUUCUCAAUUAUAUCCCAAUGAAGAUUCCUCUCGCCCAGCUACAUAACAAGCUUUCUUUUUCUUGUUCUCUGUAUUAUAUUCCUCCACAGCAAGUGGCUAUUGGCUAUGUUAUUGUUUUUCUCCAUCACCUACUCUUCCUUGCACGGAAGCAUCCUAAGGAGAACCAGUCCUUUCAAUUGGAAUUUACUCUCGGUCA
Magnolia sinica is the source of this 2403-nucleotide messenger RNA. RefSeq lists its product as uncharacterized. The transcript has 5 exons. Gene Ontology annotation, molecular function: transmembrane transporter activity. The coding region runs from base 192 to 1778 and encodes 528 amino acids. Lineage: Eukaryota; Viridiplantae; Streptophyta; Magnoliopsida; Magnoliales; Magnoliaceae. Gene Ontology annotation, cellular component: membrane. The record is from RefSeq and is a predicted model, not a curated record. Gene Ontology annotation, biological process: transmembrane transport.